Messenger RNA from Cololabis saira (Pacific saury), 2198 nucleotides. Its product is annotated as zinc finger protein 3 homolog. Bases 286 to 1374 code for a protein of 362 amino acids. Gene Ontology annotation, molecular function: DNA-binding transcription factor activity, RNA polymerase II-specific; RNA polymerase II cis-regulatory region sequence-specific DNA binding. Gene Ontology annotation, biological process: regulation of transcription by RNA polymerase II. The record is from RefSeq and is a predicted model, not a curated record. Lineage: Eukaryota; Metazoa; Chordata; Actinopteri; Beloniformes; Belonidae. The transcript is spliced from 3 exons.
AGCUGGUCGGCAGCUGUCACUGCCGUUUUCGACUCUCCAGAAACAUUUAAUUUGUCUUUAAUGAACAAACAAUGUUGCUGCAUAAGUAUUUUUUUCGUGAACAUUUUUAUAAGAUAUAUCAUGACACAAUGGGGCGUCAUUACAGCUAAAAAAGCCAAAGUGAGAGCUUGAAUCCUCGUCGGUGAAGAAACAAAAGCAAAUGUCGGAGUUUGCUGUUCUGUCAGCUGGACAGAUACGUCUCUGUAAACACGGAUUGUGAAGAGGAGGAUCACGAGUAGAGGCCAGAUGUCUCAGAGGAGGAGAAGUCAACCAGAUGAAGCUGGAGGACUCAUGCCUGCAGCAUCCACAUCAGAGCUUCUGCAGACACCAGACAGGAAAGGCCUCCGACUACUUGGUAAAGCAGAGGUGUCCUGGAGACCCAGUUUGAACCAGCAGGACCUAGAGACCCUCCACAUAAAAGAGGAAGAGGAGGAACUCUCUUGUCAGACGAGUGAGCACCUUAUUGAGCUGGAGGAAACAAAUAUCACGAGGGUCUUUUUCACUGCUGUUCCUGUGAAAAGUGAAGAUACAGAAGAAAAACCUGAGUCCUCUCAGCUUCAUCAAGUUAAAAGUGAAGAUGUUACAGACAAAGAGACUCCAACCAGCAGCUCAGCUGAUCAACUUAAGAUAGAAACCAAUGGAAAUGACCAGAACUGUGGUGGACCGGAACCAAAUCGUGACUUGGAAGCAAAUGUUUUUGGGAAUGCUCCCGACUCUUCUGAGACUGAAGUUAGUGGUGAUGAUUAUUGGCAAAAAUCCUCGGAUUCUGAACCUGAAAUUGAAGAUGGUGAUAAUAAUUUAAAGGAGAGUGGGGAUCCCGAGCCAAGUGUAAAUCAAGUAGGGUGUGACACUGCUAAAAUGACCUUUAGCUGCUGUGAAUGUGGCAGACAGUUUUUUUGCAAGUAUAACCUUAAGAGACACAUGCAAGUGCACAGUGUAGAAAAACCUUUUGGUUGUAAGGAUUGUGAUAAAAUAUUUCUUCGGAAGACGUAUCUUAAGGCACACAUGAGAGUACACAGAGGUGAAAAACCCUAUGAAUGUGAUGAUUGUGGAAAAAGAUUUUGCAAAAGCUCAAAUCUCAAGAGACACAUGGGAGUUCACACGGGAGAGAAGCCGUUUAACUGUAGUCAUUGUGGGAAGAAAUUUACCCGAAACUCAACUCUCACAGCUCACAUGAAGGUCCACACAGUAGAGAAACCCUUCCCAUGUAGCAUCUGUGGCAAAGAAUUUACUCGACAUGACAGAUUAACGAGUCACUAUAGAAUCCAUCAAAUAAACCAAAUAGUUUUAAUAAAAUCUGAUCUUAUUCCGGUAAAUCCAGCAGUGCUUUUGUAAACCUACUUACAAACUAUCUAUGUACUUUUCUAUGGGGAUGAUAAAAGUCAAAAUCCAGUCUUUAAUACACUAUAUCUGCUGUAAAUUCUUCACUAUGUACAGAAGCGUGAGUUUCAUUAAAGCUACUCUUUGUAGUAAUACCAUUUGUGAGCCCAGGUGCUCGUCUUCGAGCCCCAACCCCAGGCCUGGCACCAGGGAGGGGCCCCGGUGACGCCGACCCGGGCGACGUAACGGCCCUUGAUUUUCUGUUUACCAUGAACUUGUGAACCGGUCUUAGUCUGGCCCGUCACCUAGGACCUGGUUGCCAUGGGAGACCCUACCAGGGGCGUAAUGCCCCUGACAACAUAGCUCCUAGGAUCAUUCGGGCAACACAAACCCCUCCACCACAGUAAGGUGGCGGUUCAAGGAGGGGUGAGUUGAGUUACAGCCAAUUGGUGUUAUAUGGCAAGUCUUCAAAAUGACCACAAACUUCGCCGCAUCAUUACGGUCAAGCUCUCUGGUAAAAACGUAAAAGCUUUGCAAUUUAGUGUUGGCCAUGUGUCUAGAUUGUACAAAGUUUCGAGUCUCUAGGAGUUCGUUAAAGUACGAGGCCUGGAAAUGACUCAAAAUGCUGGACUUCCUGUGUGAGUUAGAGCAUGGGUCCAAGAGACUUUUUUGUAGGUCUUAAAACACUACAGAUACAAUAAGGUCCUCGCACUCUCAGUGCUCGGGCCCUAAUUAAAGUGUCUUAUCCAUUGUGUCAUCAAUAAAAACAAGUACUAGAAGUCAGAGUGGCUUACUGGUUUAUUUAUCAUCUGAAAGAGGAAGGGGCUAAUUAUAUAAAC